Penicillium maclennaniae is the source of this 936-nucleotide messenger RNA. RefSeq lists its product as uncharacterized. The transcript has a single exon. The record is from RefSeq and is a predicted model, not a curated record. Lineage: Eukaryota; Fungi; Ascomycota; Eurotiomycetes; Eurotiales; Aspergillaceae. Bases 1 to 936 code for a protein of 311 amino acids.
AUGAAGAUCGCUCCGUUCCGGGCUUCUAUCGCCCUACUAGUUCCACACGCUCUAGCAGUACUUGCUGAAUCUACAGCGACAUCUGCUACGUCCACUACCUCUACUGCCGCGGCACCAAGCUGUACGGCUUCCCUCAUCACUAGUCUCUGCGACUACCCGGAACCUGGUUCAGACUUUGCUGUCGCCAGCGACGGCAAGGCCUUCUGCUGGGACUACUGUAACGCCAAUCCUCCCUGCAACUUUGUUAUCUUCCUUGCCGGCAACCCUUACACGGGCACCGGCACAUGCUGGCUGUACCCGGGUGAAACCUUUGAUGCGAGCAAAGGCAGUUCAGACUGCGGCAACCCCACCCUGUCCGUCUAUAGCAAGCCCGUGUGUGCUGGCGGCAGCGCAACCACCACUACUGGCGCCUGCGCCGCCACCGCGACUCCCUCUGCUAUUGCCUCUGUCUGCGGGUACCCGGCGCCCGAGGACUGCUUUGAUGAUUGUUAUGCUAGUUCGGAUGCAUCGAACUGCUUGAGUCUGUGUGCCAAGGCCGAUUCAUGCAGCUAUGCCGUCUUUAACCCGAGAAAUCCCGACAACUCGCCGUAUGCCUCGGGCACUUGCUGGGUCUAUCCGAACGGCACAUAUAACGCUGACUCUGCCACCGCUUGUAGCGGCGCCCCUGAGCAGUAUGUGUAUAACAACGUUUGUCCUAAGCCAUCAACUUCCUCGUCCGCUCUUUCAUCUGCUACGGCAAGCUCUAGCGCCACUGGAACUGCAGGCACUACUCUGGGUUCAACUAUUAGCGCUGCUAUGGUCUCUAAUGGUACUGCUGCCGCAGGCAAUACUACGGGCUCAACUACUACCAGCAAGAAUUCUGCGCCUGCCGGUCUCCCGCUCACUAAUCCAUUGGCUAUCGGCGUGGCUUUAUUAGUAUGGCAGGCCCUUUGGUAA